This is a messenger RNA of Notothenia coriiceps (black rockcod), 1175 nucleotides long. Its product is annotated as myelin-oligodendrocyte glycoprotein-like. The record is from RefSeq and is a predicted model, not a curated record. The transcript is spliced from 6 exons. Bases 109 to 723 code for a protein of 204 amino acids. NCBI's taxonomy places the organism in Eukaryota, Metazoa, Chordata, Actinopteri, Perciformes, Nototheniidae.
AAGCAUGAACCAAAUAACAUAUGGUCUUGAAAGCUGCUCAGCUGGACAAUAUUUUAACUUAAUUAUCAUUUUGAUUCCCUGAUCAUAUGUCUGUGCUUUUUAUUCCUCAUGGAUCUCUCCGUGCUUGCCUUCGCAUUUCCACUCCUGACUUUUUUUCGUUUUAGUUUGGUCUUCGCAGAGGAGCAUAAUGAAGGUCGGCCUCAGUUGAUUGGUUCCUCUGAGCCAAUCAGUGCUCCUCUGGGUGGUGAUGUCCUCCUGCCGUGUGUAGUGCAGCCUGAGAUCAACAUGGAGAAUCUGACGGUGAUGUGGUGGAGGCCCGAUAUCCCUGUUGACCCAAACAGGUACGUUCACCUGCACCAUGAAAACCAGCAUCAGGAGGACCUGACGAUGCCGUCGUACGUUGGGAGGACGGAGAUGUUCGCAGACGGCCUGAAACGCGGGAACCUUUCCCUCCAGAUCAGAAACCUGAAGCUCUCUGAUGGCGGGACAUACAGAUGUAUCAUCCCAAUGCUGGGGAUUGCCUCCACCAUAAUGCUGGUAGUCUUUGAACCAAUCUCUGAUGACACUUUGACGACCACACAGUUUCAGGGAAAUCUCCAAACUCCAGAUCCAAAACAAGAGACUGAGGUCAAAGUUGGUCGGCACAAUUGGAGGUCGUGGUCGUGGUUCUGUCAAUCUGCGCCUUGUUGGUCCUGGCUGUUGUAUUUGGUGGAUGUUUCCUGAAACACAAGUGUCAGAGACCACAUCCGCCGGACUGCAGCGUCCCAGAAACCAAACCACCUCUUUCCCCCCCUGCUCAAUAUGUGGGGAUAAGAGCAUCAGAUGUGGGAUACAGACCUGCAGCACGUCAGGACACAAGUGGACCGACCGGGGAAACAACAUCUUGAAACGCAAAGCAUUACUGAAAGGACCCGUGUCGACUUUAUCUUUUUCUACUUGUUCCAGAUGAGGGCCGAGCGUAUUGGGCCAAUAACACGUCUUUACCUGGCUCCAAAAUGGUGGGUUGAGCUCCUCUUCAAUAUCAGGACAGCAGAAAGUAGCCCAAAACAAAAACAACUGGCACAAACAGAUAGUGAAAACAAAGCGGCAAUGCUAUAGGAGUAACGGUACGUCCACACCGCAGCGUUGCGUGCUUCAACGGAGACGCGUCCCAUUCACUUUGAAUGGGGUGACGU